GUGUUUCAUGCGCUGCACCGGAAACUAUAAUGCCUUUCUCUCUUCAGCACCAACUCUAGGGUUUUCUUUUUCACUUUCAUCAUCUUCCUUCCGCACACGCAUGGCGACCACUGACACCUCCGCUCCGUCGUCACCACCGCCGGGAAACGAAACCAACGAAGGCGCUGCCAAAUUGACGAAAUCGGUCAACGAGCUCAACGACCUCUCCAUCGCCAUACAAACCUUCAAAAACCGGUACGACGAACUGCAGAAGCACCUCGAAUUCAUCGAACAAGCCAUCGACGCAAGGACGAAGGAGCUCCAAGCGCUACGCUCCAAUGUCGAGAACGGCGUCGUAGAGCAUGACGUUAAAUCAGAUUCAAAUCCGAAUCAACAAGUUAAAGCGGAAGAAGAAGAAAAGGAAAAGGAAAAGGAAGAGGAAAAGGAGAAGGAGAAGGAAGAGGAGAAGGAAGAAGAGGAGCUUGUUUCGCUCUGCAAAACGAUGAACAGCCGCGGCCUGCGGAAACACGUGUUGUCGCAUCUGACCGAAACGACGGCGCUUCGGGAGCAGGUUUCCGCGGCGCUGAAGAGCGCGCCGAAGCCGUCGAGGCUGGUGUUUGAGUGCAUUGGGAGGUUUUUCCUUCAGGGGAGCAAGGCCUACGCGAAGGACUCGCCGAUGAUUCCUGCGAGGCAAGCUUCGGUUCAGGUUUUGGAGUACUACUUGCUCUCUGGCUGCGUCGGCGGCGAGGAGGAUGUGGAGGCUUCGCUGAAGAGAGAAGCGGAGUCGGCGGCGGUUGCGUGGAGGAAGAGGCUCAUUGUUGAGGGUGGUGUGGCGAGAGCCACUAAGGUUGAUGCCAGGGGUUUGGUUCUCUUCGUUGCUGGCUUUGGGAUUCCUGAUGUUUUCAGGGACGAUGAUGUAUUCAACUUGGUUCGGUUGAGCAAUGUUAAGGAAAUCUCCGAUGCACUUUGCAAGUCUAAGCCUUUUCUUAAGAGGGUUUCGGAUAUUGCAGAUGGGAUGAUGAAAAAAGGCAUGGUUGUUAAUGCUGUUGAUUUAGGUUAUACCUUUGGGUUUGAAGAGAAGUUUUCUCCUCAGACAGCUCUAAAUUCAUUUCUACGGAAGUCUGAAGAAACCUGGAAGAAAGCCAAACAAGAUGCACGGAAUUUUCCUAGCAUGCUGAAGGAAGUACAUGAAAAAUAUUUAACUGUUUUGAAAUCUGUUGUCAACUGUUUGGAAAGUCACAAGAUUGACUUUGUUAAACUUAUUCCUGGAUGGCAACUUAAGGAUAAGAUUAGCGACUUGGAGAAAGAUAUUAGUGAUGCCAAUAAAAAAAUUGAAGAGAAGUCAGCGCACAAGAGAAAAAUGGAUAAAAGCAAUUUAUCUAACAAAAUGAAGAUUCCAGAGACUAAACGAUCAAGGUUCGUCGGGAAUGGGAAGGAUGCAUCUAUGUUAUCACCUUCACUCACUGCCCUGCAAGAGCAAAGACUUCUCAGUCAUAUGGAUGGUAAUAGCUCAUAUGAUGGUUCAUUGUCGGCACAUUUGCUGGACGGUAGAUCCUAUGGCUAUCCAAAUAAUUAUCUCACUGCUUCUGCACAAGUUGGAUCUGUUUCAGAUUCUUUGGCUGAAAAAUAUCUUGGAAGUGCAUUGACAAAUGGGACUAAUAUGCUUGGAGGAGCUAUAGGUGGUUCAUAUUCUGGCUAUCAGGGGGGUGUGAUAAGAGACAAUGUUGGGACAGUGUUAAAUAGUAACAGUCAUCUGUAUAGAUGGCAUGGAAUUGGGGAAGGGGCAUUAUCUCAUGAUAGGCCUGUUGGGCAGAGUUAUGUGGGACAAUCUCCAUCAGCACUAGUAAAUAAUUUAUAUGGGAAAACACCCACAGAUAAUUUUUCAGGUGUUCCAGAGCAUCUCUCAAUCGGCGCUUCUAGUCGCACUGGAGGUCCUGAUUUGUAUAGCUUUGCUGAUUCUGUUUUUGAUUCAUAGUCUUUCCAGGUCAGCAGUUCUCCAAAUUACUGUUUUGAUCAGCUGGAAGCAUGGGGCUCCCUACAGAUUUUUUAUCUGCCCAUGAAAAACAAGCUGCAGAAUUGUAUGAUGUUACAUUUUAUUUUCUCAACUUGGAUUUAAUGUUUAUAGGAAUACCUCCUGAAAAAUCACUCAGCUACUGAUCCCGUCUGGUUAAUUUUAUCAAAAAUGAUUAAGUGUUAAACAA
Molecule: messenger RNA, 2180 nt
Organism: Cajanus cajan (pigeon pea)
Lineage: Eukaryota; Viridiplantae; Streptophyta; Magnoliopsida; Fabales; Fabaceae
Gene: FRI
Product: FRIGIDA-like protein
Source: RefSeq, a predicted model, not a curated record